Messenger RNA from Monomorium pharaonis (pharaoh ant), 1016 nucleotides. RefSeq lists its product as uncharacterized. The transcript has a single exon. The record is from RefSeq and is a predicted model, not a curated record. The coding region runs from base 1 to 549 and encodes 182 amino acids. Lineage: Eukaryota; Metazoa; Arthropoda; Insecta; Hymenoptera; Formicidae.
AUGCGCCAAAAAUUGAGGGCAGUCUUCUCGAUUAUCGAUAGAGAGCUCAUUAUGUCUAUAACAACGUUCGUGGACCUGCAAGGUUUUAUCGUUGGAAGAAAGUUUAUCGUUAAGGAGUUUACUGCUUUCAGAGAUGGAUUCAUUCUCUCGCAUUACAUUUUUCGAAAUCCCGUACCGUGGCAUCGACUCAAUAACGCAGACAAACGCCAAGCAUCGUGGUUGCUUACGCAUCAUCACGGAUUACGAUGGAACAGCGGAACGAUCCCAUACAGCAGAGCUAAGAAAUUGAUUACAACGACGCUGACUAGGAACGAAACACCGCCCGUCAUAUACGUCAAGGGACACGAGAAACGAGAAUGGCUGCGGAAUUUGCUUCUGGAUGACACGAAAGAAGACAUAUACGUUGAAAAUAUCGAGGCGCAUUAUGACGAUAUAAGAUCUUUAAACGAGAUGGACGUUACGCAUACUUUACGUUGUGCACAUCAUUCAACAAAUUGCGCUUUACAAAAUGUAUUUAAAAUAUUCAAUUGGUGGCAUUGUCAUCAAUAAACAUGCGUUUUUUAUAAAUAUAGUGUUUUUUUCUUAUUACUCCUGUCUCUUAUUACCCCUAUUAACCCUGUCGGAAUCUGUUUACGUUAUUUUUAACGUUCUUUUAGCGUUUUCUAAUGUUUGAGUCGGAACGUGUUACGACACGUUCGAGAUUAUUCCCUAAAGGGAAGAUAUUCAACGUUGUUUCUCCCUCUACUCGAAGAAAUUUCCCCUCUAUCGUAACUUAUAAGUCGAACUAUUUUUUCGUACGAUCAGUAUUGCGUCAGCCGCUCGAACAAAAUGUUCUCCGCCAAAGAAAGCAGCAGUGAUACGAAGCGUUGCUACGAUACUAUAUCGUGCGAGAAGAAAUGCGACGUGUAAGUUUGAUUUUUUAAAAUUCUUUUUAUUUUUCAACUUUUAUAUUAUAACAUUUAUAUUUUAUUAUUAUUAUAUUAUUUUUUAUACAGUACGUCGGAGCGUCGCGCGGU